UUUAAGUUUUAAUAGGUUUAUUUGUAAAUUCUUAGGAGCACCUGCAAGUACCGAGUGAUUUUUAUGAGAAACAUAAAACUGCCUUGGGGGAUCGUGUUGUCAUUAUGGAUCCAGUAGGUGGGGAGUUCUCUUUUAGGUUACUUGCUGGGAACUUAGGGGGUUUGAUUUUUGAAUGUGUUGCUGAAUUUGUAAGGAGAUAUGGCCUGAAAGAAAAUCACUUAUGUGAUUUUUUCUAUUUUGGAAAAAACACAUUUAUUGUGAAGAUUUUGGAUGGUACCCUGAAAGAAAUUAGCUAUGGUGUUGGCACUUCCCUAAGCCAACCUAUAGUAAUUGAUGAUGGUGAUGAGGAGGCUGUGGAUGAUGAGGAUCCAGUGGGAGAUGAUGAGGAUGCUGAAGAAGAUGAGGAGGAUGAUGGAAUUAUGGAAGUUAGUGAAGGAGAGGAAGAAAAUGGUGUGAACAGGGUUCUUCACCCAUUUGAUAAGGUGAUUACUAAAUCAGAUUCAAAAGGAGAUCAGACUUUGUCACUACCCAUGAUGUAUGUUCGGAACCAUGUUAGGCCAAAUUGGCAGCACGUUGUUCUACAAACCCCGGAGGGUAGAACCUACGCUUGUGAGUUGAAAAGGAGGAAUCCAGGAGAGGAUGAUACUCCAUGCAACAUUGGGAAGGAUUGGAAUAAGUAUGUUAAGGAGAACAAGUUGAAGAGGGGGGACACCGUGCACUUUAGACCAGAUAGCGUAGCUAAUAAUAUGAUUUACGUUAGUAUUAUUCGUAGGAAGCAGCGUUGAAUUUUUGAAGUUCUUGGUUAUGUAACUUUUGGUGGUUUGGUGUGAACUUUGGAAUGAUUAUGAUGAAUUUUGUGGUUGUUUUUGUAUGGAUGAUGUUUGUUUGUUACAGUUUAUGGAUGCUUUUAAAAAUUGCAAUGUCAUUAUGUUUUAGGUUUCAAUCUAUUGACUUUAUAUUAGUAGAUUUU
Molecule: messenger RNA, 970 nt
Organism: Lotus japonicus
Lineage: Eukaryota; Viridiplantae; Streptophyta; Magnoliopsida; Fabales; Fabaceae
Exons: 2
Coding region: 105-785 (226 amino acids)
Molecular function (GO): DNA binding
Source: RefSeq, a predicted model, not a curated record